This is a messenger RNA of Chrysemys picta bellii (western painted turtle), 360 nucleotides long. The record is from RefSeq and is a predicted model, not a curated record. NCBI's taxonomy places the organism in Eukaryota, Metazoa, Chordata, Testudines, Emydidae.
UGUAUUAUUCUCUCUUCCUGUCUAGGUGCUAGAUACCAUGCCCUGUUGAUUCCUAACUGUCCUGGGGCUUUGACUGACCUUGCAAACAAUGGAUACCUAGCUAGGAUAUUGCAGCACUUCAGCAAUGAGAACAAGCCUAUUUGUGCUGUGGGACAUGGAGUUGCUGCUUUAUGCUGUGCCACAAAUGAGGAUAAAUCGUGGGUAUUUCAGGGAUACAGCCUGACAGGGCCCUCUGUGUAUGAGCUGAUAAGGCAGCCCAGUUUUGCCAGUUUGUCCAUUAUUGUGGAGGACUUUGUGAAAGAUUCUGGAGCUACCUUUAGCGGUACGUCACUUUCUGAUUGUUAGCCCUUCAUGUCUUAU